CAACAAUUUCCACUAAUAUGGCUGAUUCUGCGGUCGGUCGCAGUUGGUUAUAAGCGUUUGCUUUUGCCGCGAAGAAAGAGCGCUGUAUAAUGUGUCGUUAAUUUAGAGUUUCGAACAACCCUAGCAGUGAUGAUAAACGAAAUAACAGACGAAGAUGCUGUCCAGGCGACAAACGACGAUGCGAGUGAGUGCAAAAGGUGCGCCGUACAGCUCGGCUACUGGACGGAUCCGUUCAUUUCACUUUUCGUUAAGCAGACUAACCGAAAAGCGCCCGAAAUAAAUCGCGGCUACUUUGCGAGGGUCAAGGGGAUCGAAGUAUUCAUCGACAAGUUUCUCAAGAUGUCUGGAGACAAAAGUCAAAUAAUCAAUUUGGGUUGUGGAUUUGAUACUCUCUACUGGAAACUGAGAGAUGCCGAAAAUAGUCCGCAAAAUUUUAUAGAACUUGAUUUUCCGAGCGUCACAGCGAGAAAAUGUUACCACAUCAAAAGACAUAAGCAGCUCAUAGAUAGACUCAAUACUGAAGAUGGUGAAAUAAGUUUCUCAGCAACAGAUUUGCAUGCAGCUAAUUAUCACCUGAUGGGUAUCGAUUUGAGAAACAUAUCGGAACUGGAAAGCAAGCUUGCUCAAGCCGAGGUGGACUUCAGUGUACCGACGUUAUUUCUUGCUGAGUGUGUGCUCGUUUAUGUUGACAAAAACGCAACGUCUACUCUGCUUCAAUGGAUAGGAAAAAAGUUUGCUGACGCGCUGUUCAUCAAUUAUGAACAGGUCAAUAUGAAGGAUAAAUUUGGAGAAGUUAUGCUCUCAAAUCUUCGAGGUCGCGGUUGUCUUCUGGCUGGAGUCGAGGACUGCGAAAGCUUAGAAAGUCAGCAAAAAAGAUUUACAAUGAACGGUUGGGAAGGCUCGAACGCCUGGACGAUGGUUGAAGUUUACGACUCUCUACUAUCCUCGGAGCGAACGCGGAUAGAGCGAAUAGAAAUGUUGGAUGAACGAGAACUCCUCGUUCAAUUGUUGCAGCAUUACUGUAUCGCAGUUGCUUGGAAUGGUCAAACUUUUAAAAAUAUUUCCAUAGCUCAGGGUUAAUCCCAUCUUUUAUUCUUAAGUUUCAUAUUUGUCUGUCGCAAGGGUCGUGUUACACCAGGUAUAUAAGUAUUCGAACUGAGUCGUGUAAGAUGUGUAUAUAAAAUAACAUAUAAAAUUAAAAAGAAUUCGAAGGUAUAAUAAUGAUAGUAAUGAUAAAUGAACAAAA
Molecule: messenger RNA, 1246 nt
Organism: Diprion similis
Lineage: Eukaryota; Metazoa; Arthropoda; Insecta; Hymenoptera; Diprionidae
Product: leucine carboxyl methyltransferase 1
Exons: 4
Coding region: 130-1080 (316 amino acids)
Biological process (GO): C-terminal protein methylation
Cellular component (GO): cytosol
Molecular function (GO): protein C-terminal leucine carboxyl O-methyltransferase activity
Source: RefSeq, a predicted model, not a curated record